Medicago truncatula (barrel medic) is the source of this 2649-nucleotide messenger RNA. RefSeq names its product GATA transcription factor 26. Lineage: Eukaryota; Viridiplantae; Streptophyta; Magnoliopsida; Fabales; Fabaceae. The transcript is spliced from 8 exons. Gene Ontology annotation, biological process: regulation of DNA-templated transcription. Bases 486 to 2114 code for a protein of 542 amino acids. The record is from RefSeq and is a predicted model, not a curated record. Gene Ontology annotation, molecular function: zinc ion binding; sequence-specific DNA binding.
ACAUUUACUUCUUGUACAAUACAACUAAGAGGUCACAUACACACACACACACACAACACAGAGACCUUCCUUCCUCUCAUUCUCUCUCUUUCCAUUGCACCUUCCCUUCUCCUUUUCUCUCUCAUUCAUCAGAUUCCUUCAAUGUUCUUUUCUCUUCAAUUGGAUUGUACAGAUUCCUUGCUAAAACACCCACUUAUCAAUCUCUCUAAUUCUAUUCAAUUUGUGCAUGUUUAUGUGUAAAAAAACAAAGCACUUUUAAGGACUUAAAAACAAAAACUGCUUCUGGGUUUAUUGCCUUUUGCUUUUUUUGUUCAAAACUGUUUCUGGGUUUGUUGCAGAAUUAAGUUUUCUAUACCCCUACUGAUAUAAGCCAUAACUUAGGCUUAAAAAAACAGUUUUUUUAAUUGAACUUUUUCUUUUUGUUUAUAAAUCAGUUAUUUUCUGCAAUUUUUAUUUGCCCUUUUGGUUGAGGAAAAGAUUGAGACAUGGGAAAACAAGGACCUUGCUUUCACUGUGGAGUUACAAGCACACCACUUUGGCGUAACGGGCCACCCGAGAAGCCAAUUUUAUGCAAUGCAUGUGGAUCUCGAUGGAGGACAAAGGGAACACUUGCAAAUUAUACUCCUUUACAUGCUCGGACAGAUCCUGUCGAUUUUGAGGAUCAGAGAGUUUCAAGGUUAAAGAUUGUAUCAUUAAAUAAGAACAAAGAAGUGAAAUUGGUUAAACGAAAGCAGAACUAUGAUAAUGCUUAUGCUGCAUCUGGAUGGUUCACCCCUGAAUAUAAUCAAGGAUUCCAAAAGGCUGUUGAUGAGGAUACAAGCAAUAGAUCAAGUUCAGGGUCAGCCAUCUCUAAUUCAGAAAGCUGCGUUCAAUUUGGCGGCACCGAUGCUAGUGAUUUAACAGGUCCUUCUCAGUCAGUAGUCUGGGAUACUGCGGCGCCUUCAAAAAAGAGGACAUGUGCCGGUCGUCUGAAGCAUUCUUCUGUUGAAAAGCUCACACAAGACUUGUGUACUAUUCUCCAUGAACAACAGCAAUCCUGUUUCUCUGCUUCUUCUGAAGAGGAACUUCUUUACGAUAGUGAAACUCCGAUGGUCUCUGUUGAGAUAGGACAUGGAAGCAUGCUUAUUAGGCAUCCUAGCUCUAUAGCUCGUGACGAAGAGUCUGAGGCUAGCUCUCUUUCAGUUGAUAAUAAACAAUGCCUAAUGAAUGAGGCAUAUUCGUGUUAUGGUUCAAUUCCCAGGCUUAGUGAUUACACCGGCAUGAAUUUCUCUUCUCAGGGAGUUGCAAAGGUUAGAAACUCUGCUGGCCCAAGACUGCAACAGGAGCAACUUGUGUGGGACAAGUCUCAGCUUGAAAAACUAGAAGUUCUUGGAAAUCAUGAUUCAUCACUGUGCUCAAUAGAUUUAAAUGAUGUAGUAAACUAUGAGGCGUUUUCAAGAAACUUGACAAAUGAAGAACAGCAGCAAUUACUGAAGUAUCUCCCUGUGAUUGAUACUGCUAAAUUUCCUGAUAGCAUUAAAAUUAUGUUCGAUAGCUUUCAAUUCAAGGAGGAGUUAACUUAUUUUCAGAAACUUCUCGAGGAAGGUGUCUUUGAUAUCUCUUUGUUGAGGGGAGACCCUGAAGACUGCAAGACAUCUAAAAGGCUUGCAUUAUCGAACUUGUCAAAGUCAAAAUGUGUAGAACACUAUAAUUUUCUCAAGAAAGGUGGAAACAAAGAUGGAAAACGUAAUGGUAUGGAAUCUCCUGCCAUGGCAUCAAGUAAUGUUGCGAAUGUUAAGAGAUUGCGUGUCAGCCAAAAUCAAAAUUUUCCAGAAUUGAAGACAACAAUGAGGAGUCCCAAAAGGGUGAUAGUAAAAGCUGGCACUGGCGGCAAAGAAGCCGUAGAUGGCUCUAGCAUCAGUCCGAAAAGCCUAUUUGCAUUUCCUCGCAAUGGUGGCUUGCACAUGCUGGAUUCUUUAAACUUCGUUGAUGAGAGUUCGGAUCAGGAUCUGCUGCUAGAGUUUCCAUCUAACAAUUCCUUUCCACAGGCAGAGCUCCUGCUCCCAAGUUCUAGCUUGGUUGCUCAAGGAAGCACCAGUAGUAGCUCAGUAUACUCGCAUGUUACUCGUCCUUGAAUAAUCUUUACUAGGUUAUACCUGGAAGAGUAUGUACUAUGGACAUAAUUUUGUUUGGUUACGGUCCGCAUGUUUUACUUGUUGUCUUAAACACCGAAGUCCUUGUACAAGAGAUAUGAUGGCUGUGCUUUUGUUUUCUUGCAACCUUAUUGAGCUUGGAUUGCCAAGGGAUGCAAGUUGGAUGGGCUUUUUUGUAUAGGUUGAUGAUAGAUUAUAACAUACAUAUAGCACAAAAUGCGGAGUGAUAUUCUCCAGAGUUUUGUAUGCAAUUGUAGCUUUUGUAUGCAAUUGCAGCUUAUAUUGUGAAUUAUUAGACACCCUCCUUCCACAGAAACACCAUUCAUCUGAAGAAAUAAAUGGAUGAAUUUAUGAAUGGACAGGGAAGAACUAGACAAUUAUUUUGGCUGUAAUUUACUUCCAAAACAUAUGACACUUGAUGUGUUUGGUUUUAUGGUAAAGAGUGUCAAAUGAUUUGCUAGGUAUGUAGAAAAUAAUUUUACAUUGGUCAUGAAUGUGCAUCUUUGGUUGUGCAACC